AUGUCUUCGAUUGGAGCAAGCUACGCACAACUACAAGUCAUGCAGAAGAAGCAGAAGGAGAAGAUGAUGAUGAAGAAGAGAUUGGAGAAGGAGAGAGAUGGCAGCUGCUUAGACGGUGGAGAAGGCCACGGAGUUUCUUCCGCUGCCACUGGAAAGACUGGUAACAGAAUAUUUCCGGUCAAGUCUUCUCCGUCGUCGACUUAUGAAGUAGUAGAACGACAAGAGUGA
Thlaspi arvense is the source of this 228-nucleotide messenger RNA. The record is from the annotation of a GenBank genome assembly. NCBI's taxonomy places the organism in Eukaryota, Viridiplantae, Streptophyta, Magnoliopsida, Brassicales, Brassicaceae.